GGAGCGUGGUUUCCAACAAAUCAUUAGUUUAUGUUUGUGAAGGGAGAAGGAAAUCUAAAAUAAAAUAGAAUGCGUGUAAUAUGACUGAGUCUGAGAUUGCAGAUUAUGGAGGGAUCAGAUGGGGUGCCGAUAGAUCUGUUUGUGUCGAAGACGAAGCUACACAUCACCUCCAGUGCUUUCAAUCUCAAAUUCACAGAUUCUUCUUCUAACUUGGUCUUCUCUGUUGACCGUCCUCCUCCUCGAUCUGACCUUCGAUUCAAGCGUCUCCUCUCUGAUUCUUCUGGAAACCCCCUCAUUUUCAUUUCUCAUAAUCAGAAAGCAGCAAGCUGGGAGGGUUUUAGUGCUGAAGGGAACAACAACAACAACAACCAUCCACUGUUGUUCAGAGUGGAGAGGACAACCAAAAGUUUUACCAGAGUGGAGUUUCAAGUUUUCCUAAAUAAUCAAAACUCUGAUGAUUUCAAGAUGAGAGGUUCUCCCUUCUAUAGAUCCUGCACCAUUUAUAAAGGGGACUCCAUAGUAGCACAGGUAACUAGUCUUAUGUACAAGCUUGGGAUCCAGAAGGCCCUUGUGCCAAGAAACAGGUUUCGACUAACCAUAUUUCCUGGAUAUGCUGAUCAUGCGUUCAUUGUUGCUUUGACAGUCAUAUUUUUCUAUGGUCGAAAAUUGUGGAUAUAAAUUAUGUUUCUUGUAGCAACAAACACCCUCGAGGUUUCACGUUAUGUAUGAGUCUUUAUCUCUUUAUGUCUCUUAGCCGAGGCAAUGGCAAACCUGAACAUAUACUCAAUUGUUUCUAAUGACAAUACCUUAGGGAGUACUCAACAAAGGUCA
Helianthus annuus (common sunflower) is the source of this 831-nucleotide messenger RNA. Its product is annotated as protein LURP-one-related 7. The record is from RefSeq and is a predicted model, not a curated record. Bases 106 to 678 code for a protein of 190 amino acids. The transcript has 3 exons. Lineage: Eukaryota; Viridiplantae; Streptophyta; Magnoliopsida; Asterales; Asteraceae.